CACUCACAGUAGCGGCAGUAGUUGCUUUUUCUUUGAUUUGAUUACGUAGCCUAAAAUUGUACUUUUAAAAAACACGAUUUCCAAUCCCUAAAAAAGCUUUUCAACAAUGGCGAUCAGUUCGCCAUCAGCUCCAUCUUUCUCUAUCUGCUGUAAUAAUAAUGACUACUCAACAACUCCAUCUCGUCGUUCAUUCAAUUUCUCGCCGAUCCAAACAACUCGCCGAUUAUUCAAUUUAUCUUGCCAGCUCAACAACUCGUCGUCAUCUAACGGCUUUGACGGUGACGGCGAUCUCCGUCACGAGCUUCAACACGGCGUUUCAACUCACCAACGCCGUCGAGGUUCGCCCGUCUUCGUCACUCUUCCGGUUGACUCCCUCAGCUUUCCGGCAGGUAUGAUGAAGAGGAAGAAGGCGAUGGCGCAAUCGUUUCGUGCUUUGACGGCGGCUGGUGUUGAGGGAGUUGUGAUGGAGGUAUGGUGGGGGCUAGUGGAGAAGGAAUUGCCUAGGGUUUAUAAUUGGCAAGGGUAUUUGGAGAUUGUGGUGUUGGCUAAACGUUGUGGUUUGAAAGUUAGAGCGGUCAUGGCAUUUCAUCAGUGUGGUACUGGGCCUGACGAUCCCUUCUGGAUUCCUCUUCCUCAGUGGGUUUGUGAAGAAAUGGAUAAAGAUCCAGAUUUAGCAUAUUCAGACAGGUUUGGUAGACGGAAUAUGGAAUAUAUAUCCCUAGGGUGUGAUGUUCUUCCCGUUCUGCAUGGACGAUCUCCAAUCCAAGCAUAUGCUGAAUUUAUGAGGAGCUUCCGCGACACCUUCAUACCAUUUCUUGGUGGCGUCAUAACUGGGAUCCAAGUUGGAAUGGGCCCUGCUGGUGAGUUGAGAUAUCCUUCAUGUCCUAUACAGAAGCUGGCUUGGACUUGGCGCUCACGUGAACUUGGCGAAUUCCAAUGCUAUGAUAAGUAUAUGCUUGCAUCUUUAAAUGCUUGUGCUGGGGAGAUAGGAAUGCGUGAGUGGGCCAAUGGCGGACCUAUUGGUGCCAGUAAUUUAAUGCAAGAUCCUGAAAGCACACAGUUUUUCAGAAGUGAUGGGUCUUGGAACACGCCAUAUGGAGAGUUCUUCCUUGCAUGGUACUCAGGGAUGUUGCUACUUCAUGGUGAGAGGAUUUGUAGGGAAGCAGAGACCAUAUUCCGUGGUCUUGAAGUUAAUUUGUCAGGGAAAGUGGCUGGGAUUCACUGGCAUUAUGGUACACGAUCUCACCCUUCAGAGCUAACAGCUGGCUACUACAAUACAUCAAUUCGAGAUGGUUUGCUGCCAAUUGCACGCGUAUUUGGUAGGUAUGGUUUCACCAUGUCCUGUACAUGUUUCGAAAUGCAAGAUGCAGAAGAGCAGCAGAUGAAUCCUGUCAGUAGUCCCGAAGGUUUUGUAAAACAACUAUUACUUGCCGCUAGGAUAUGUGACAUUCCCCUGCAAGGUGAAAACUCUGCAAGUACCUUGGAUGACGGAUCGUUUCAACAGGUAUUAAGGAUGUCUAAGUUCUACUCAGAUGGUCCAGGAACACCAACCUUUUCAUUCAAUUUUGUCAGGAUGGACAAGAACUUGUUUGAAUAUCGGAAUUGGGUUAGCUUUACUCGUUUUGUGAGACAAAUGUCAGAUGUCAAAAGUUUUCGAGCCAAGCUAGGAUUCGGGGAAGGUGAUAUGCCGCUUUCGUCUUUAUCAGCAUCCGCCACUGCUGGAGCAGUUCUUGCUUAUUAGGAAGAAACUUCAACCUGCAAGCGUGUUGCUAAUGCUAAUUGCGUAUUCUCACCCUCAACAAGUCAAGGGUGUGUAUAUCUGCAGCAUCUUCAGAUCUAUUAUUAUAAAUUGCGUUGCAAAAGCUUUGUCUUUUUCACGUAAUAUUUUUGUCCUUAAACUGUAAUGAUUCGCUAUCAGGUUGAAAAUGAGUAUUUCCUUGUAUUAA
This is a messenger RNA of Lycium barbarum (goji berry), 1946 nucleotides long. Its product is annotated as beta-amylase 1, chloroplastic-like. Bases 107 to 1741 code for a protein of 544 amino acids. The transcript has 5 exons. The record is from RefSeq and is a predicted model, not a curated record. Gene Ontology annotation, molecular function: beta-amylase activity. Gene Ontology annotation, biological process: polysaccharide catabolic process. Lineage: Eukaryota; Viridiplantae; Streptophyta; Magnoliopsida; Solanales; Solanaceae.